This is a messenger RNA of Grus americana (Whooping crane), 3952 nucleotides long. RefSeq names its product potassium voltage-gated channel interacting protein 2 (gene KCNIP2). Lineage: Eukaryota; Metazoa; Chordata; Aves; Gruiformes; Gruidae. Bases 1196 to 2002 code for a protein of 268 amino acids. The transcript is spliced from 9 exons. Gene Ontology annotation, cellular component: voltage-gated potassium channel complex. Gene Ontology annotation, molecular function: potassium channel regulator activity; calcium ion binding. The record is from RefSeq and is a predicted model, not a curated record. Gene Ontology annotation, biological process: regulation of potassium ion transmembrane transport.
UGUGAGAGAUCAACGGGGUCUUCUUCACCCCUGCGAGGGGCAAGAUUAGACCCCAGGACUGUGUGCAGGUGGGAAUAGAGGUGUCCUGGCCAGGGCUCUGCGGGGUUGUGGUCCCUGGAGUGCAAGCGGCAGGAGGUUCCACACACCGGUUGUGCUUGGCUGCAGCAUCCCCUCCAAGGGAUGCAGGGAAACGUCUCAUUCCCCAUGGGCACCUGCCCUGGGGCUUGCUGAGCCGCUGGAGCAGGGGGUGGCCAAAUCAGAAGCAGCUUUUAGGUGAGAGAUGCGUAGAAAACCAGCUCAAAGAGAUUUUUUGCUGCCAGGCUGGGGUGUCUGCCCUGCUGCCCACAAGGCAGGGCUUUGGGUGGGCUGUGGGGAACCUCCACCCUGGCUGGCCACCCCACCCUACUGUGCUGUCCUCCCUCCAGGCAGCACCCUGGGGUGGAGUGGGACACGUUUCCCUCCAGCAACAAGUGAGGUACCCAGGGCUGGCAGCCCCCAGCUGUGGCUCCUCUACAUGCCAUCAAUCUUACACGUGGCUGUGCCUUACUUGCUGGUGUGGAGAGGUGCAGAUGUUCCCCCAGGAGGUGAAGAGGCAAGAGGUGAGGCUGGCAAGUAUCUGUGGAGGUGAUUGGCAGACAAGGCUGAGCUCCGAGGCAGGGAGCUCCUCGUGCCAUGCCGUGGGGGUGCACAAGGUGGGGGCACUGCUGGGGGCAGGUUUGGUGGUUCGGCAUGGGGCAGAGGGGCUGGUCGCUGGGCUGCUCCCUGAGCUGGGUGGCAGCAGUGUCCUGGGGGCCAGUGAGCAACGAGCUGGAGGGUCCCUGCACGUGGUUUGGGUCCAGGGUCGGUGCCACCACGCGCUGCUGUUGGGGUGGGAGUUGGGGUCAGCCGAGCCUCCUCCAUGCAGCCCGUGGUGCCAGCUCUGCACUCCUCCACGGUUUCCAGGGCUGUGGGGUGCCCGUGCCAGGCUGUGUAGGUGCAGGGGUGUCCUGGGGUGAGACCUGACCCCUAAGUCCCUUGGGCAGUUGCGUGGGCUCCCUCCUCCCCUGCAGCUGGGUGCCCUGAGGGACCCCAGAGGGUGACGGGGCGGGAAGAGGGAGGGCCAAGGCAGGUCUCUCCUCCCCUGCCCUCCCCUCUCCUCCCUUGCUGGAUCUGUUGCUGCCAGACCAGCUGCCUGCUGGGGCUGUGUGUCUGGGGGAUGUCGGUUGCUGGGGCACCCUGGGACCCACAGGGGCUGCAAACGGUGGGCAUCAUCCUGCUGCUCUGCUCCAGCCUCAAGCUACUGCAUGCCCUGGGCAUCAUCGACCUGUCCAGGGGAGGCAACGCGCCGGGCCAAACUAAAAAAGCGCUGAAGCAGCGAUUCCUCAAACUGCUGCCCUGCUGCCGGCCCAAAUCCAUCCCCUCGCUCAGCGAAAACAGCGUUGAGGAUGAGUUUGAGCUCUCCACUGUCUGCCACCGCCCCGAGGGGCUGGAGCAGCUCCAGGAGCAGACCAAGUUCACCCGCAAAGAGCUGCAGGUCCUGUACCGAGGCUUCAAGAACGAGUGCCCAAGUGGCAUCGUCAAUGAAGAAAACUUCAAGCAGAUCUACUCACAGUUCUUCCCACAGGGAGACUCCAGCACAUAUGCCACUUUCCUCUUCAACGCCUUUGACACCGACCAUGACGGCUCCGUCAGCUUCGAGGACUUUGUGUCUGGGCUGUCCAUCAUCCUACGGGGCACCAUUGACGACCGCCUGAACUGGGCCUUCAACCUCUACGACCUAAACAAAGAUGGCUGCAUCACCAAAGAGGAAAUGCUGGACAUCAUGAAGUCCAUCUAUGACAUGAUGGGCAAAUACACCUAUCCGGCCAUGCGGGAGGAAGCGCCUCGGGAGCACGUGGAGAACUUCUUCCAGAAAAUGGACCGAAACAAGGACGGCGUGGUGACAAUCGAGGAGUUCCUGGAGUCCUGCCAGAAGGACGAGAACAUCAUGCGAUCCAUGCAGCUCUUCGACAACGUGAUUUAGCUCCCGGACCUGCCUCCAGCCGAGCUCUCCUGCACUGGGCCCAGAACCUGCUUCUCUCUCGACUUUUCCUUCGAGCCUCCCCUCGGCCGGCUGCACAGACGCCCCCGUGGGAAAGGGCCUCCCUUCCCAGAGACGUGGUCGGCACCAGGAUCUUCCCUUCCCCCUGGGCCGGCUCUGCUUUCCUUGGGGGAUCCCAAGCAGGUGCUCCCGGAUGUUGGAGCGUGGGCAUGGCUGGCAUGGGGCGAGCGUUUGGCCCGGAUGAACCUCCCUGCACCCGUUCCCAGCGGGGAAGCUGCAGCCUCGGGCUGCGAUAGAGGCUUCCCCUGUGCACAGCACCCCAUGCAGCCACAGCUCCCCCACCCCUGGACCCUCCUCAGCCCCAGGAGCCCCCAGCACGGGCUCCAGCCCAAAACCUCCAGCGACGCUGUCUAGAAACCAAUAAAGUCUUGCAACAGGUGCCAGCACCUCGGCUUCCUCCCCUGCCCUGGCUGUGCCCUGCCAUGGGGAGUGUGUCCAGCAUGUCGGCCGUGAGCCACUGGCCACCCUCCUUGCCCAGCCCCUGGGCCGGUGCGGGGGCAGAGGGUCCGUGCCUGGAGAAGGCAGCUGCACGGGCACUCGGGGUUCAUCGCUGCAUGAGCUGUGGGGAGCAACCCCUGAUCCCGGGGGGUCUGUUUAGACCUAGGAGGCUUAUCCUGACAUGGGGAGAUGGGGGGACUAAAGGGACCCCGAGGUGCCUUCUUGUGGCACUGGUCACCCAGGAUGGAGGAUGCUGGCCUGGCAGAGCUGCAACCUCAGUCCCUGUCCCUCGAGUUCAGGGUGCUGGCACACACGGGACCUCAGGGACCCACCUUGACGCUCCAAUGGAGAGACACCCUUCCCACCCCUCCCCGAGGACACGGCAGCCAGGGUAUGGGGACACGUGGAGGAGGGAGGUGUGCUGGGCCCCGGCAGCAUCAUUUGCUGCUGCCCUUCCCCUGCUCCCGUGCCCUGGCCCGUCCCAGCCCACCUGCUGCCCGGGGGGCCGGGGAGUGAGCAAUGGGGCAGAGAGGUGUCCCCACAGGCAUAGCCCUGGGUCACCCUGGGGCAGGGCAGGCUCAGCCCCUUCUCCUGGCAUGGCCAUGUGAGAGCCUGCCUAGGGACCCCGGGGAUGGAGCCAGCACCCUGGGGCUCCCCACGUCUUUGUCACCACCAGCUCCUUGGAGCUAAGCGUGUGCAGGCAGGCCUGUCCUGCCCGCGUACCCCUCUGAGUUGUAGCUGGGACAGUGAUGUCCAUGGGUAAUGACCCCGUGCCAGCCCCAGAAGCCCCUCUGUGCAAUCCCGCAGGCAUUGGGAAUGUGCCCAGCCCCGGCAGCCCCCAGCUCUGCUGCUCCAGCCUCCGCACCCUUAGCAGCCAAGGGUGAUCGGGGCUGGCCUGAGCUGCGGUGUCUGGGAUCAGUGGGGAAGGGGUGACCAAGGCCAGUUCCCAUGCUGAGCCCCUGGUGUUGGAGCCAUUAGAACCACCACCCCACCCCCCUCCCCUGAGCCCUGAGCCAAAACUAUGUGGCUGCUCCCCAGGGGGACCAUCCCUGGCCUGGCCCUCGCAGACAUGAUGUGUUUUUUAGGAUCAUUCAACACAUUGUUCAUCUCACAGUCCUGUUCCCGGGUUUGCCGUGGGGCUGAGCUCCCACGUGCAGUCUCCCAAGGGUGGGAGGACAGGUAUCCCGACCCUUACCUCUCCUGUCUCCUUCUUCCCAUCCUCCCUCCUCCCCAGCUCUCUGGGGUACCCACUGUCCCCCACCACAUGGAGCAGAUGCUGCCUCCUCCCUCACGCUGCAGGUCGCAUGGCGUGACCCCCCCCACCCCGGGGCAUGGUGACCCACAACCCGCUUGGCAUCUCCAGUCUGUAUAUUUUGUAUUAUAACAAUAAUAUGGGUUAAAAAAAAAAAAAGACAAUAAAAUCUAACCACAAUC